Molecule: messenger RNA, 345 nt
Organism: Cucurbita moschata (crookneck pumpkin)
Lineage: Eukaryota; Viridiplantae; Streptophyta; Magnoliopsida; Cucurbitales; Cucurbitaceae
Product: auxin-induced protein 15A-like
Exons: 1
Coding region: 1-345 (114 amino acids)
Biological process (GO): response to auxin
Source: RefSeq, a predicted model, not a curated record
AUGAAAGGAAAAACUACGAAAAAGUUAGCAAGGAAGUGCAAAAAGGCAGCAACUCAAGUUUGGCAAUAUGCAGUGCUGUGGUGCAGUGGUUGCAGGUGGGAAGUGAUGUCAAGUUUUGAUGAGUCAAUAGCAAUACCUGAAGAUGUCCCAAAGGGCCAUUUUGUUGUGUAUGUGGGUGAGGAGUGCAGGAGAUAUGUUGUUGAGAUAGCACUGUUAAAGCAUCCUCUGUUUAAGACACUACUUGAUUCUGCUGAGGAAGUGUUUGGAUUUGACAAUGCUUCAAAACUUUACUUACCUUGUAAGGAAUGUGUUUUUGUUGGAAUUCUUCAAUGUAUAGGUUCUUGA